GAAGAGCCUAAUCGUGACCACAACCUGUUCCGCAAGAUAGUUUGAGUAUGUCUAACAUUCCAGACUUCGAUGACUUGCCCAAGGUAGAGGGCAUGCCGCAAGGGUGUGCCUGGGGCCUGUGGGACAAGGAUGGCAAGAAAGACGUCUACGGCACUCUCAACCUCCUCACACCAGAAGUCAUCAAAGCCGCCUAUGCCGAAGCCAAGGAAGGCGUUCACGUCUCCCUCAACUGGCCCAUCGGAGCAAUCAAAACCCCAGGCUUCGGUCGUAAAGGACUAGUCCACAAAGUCGUCAGCUUCGUCGACACUCCACUAGCCUGCCACGGCUACGACGACGAAGUCGAAUUCAACACCCAAUGCUCAUCCCAAUGGGACUCCUUAGUGCACUUCCACCACCAAGCCAGCCAAUCCGGCUACAACUUCACCAAAACCUCCGUCGACGAACUCACCCAACAGCACGGAAACGAAGACCACGACCAAAAACUCCCCACCCUAAACCACUGGCACAAACGCGGCGGCAUGGUCGCCCGCGGCGUCUUCAUCGAUUUCAAAAAAUUCGCCGAAGAAACCGGCCGUCCUUUCAACCCUUUCACCGACGACAAGAUCACAGUCCAAGACAUCGAAACUGUAGCAAAAAAACAAAACGUCGAAUUCAAACCCGGCGAUGUAAUCAUAAUCCGCUCCGGCUUCACCGAAGCCCUCUCCAACAUCUCCGGCGAAGCCCAAGCCAAAUUAAUGUCCUCCCACCGCGUCGCCGGCGUCACGGGGGACGUAGAAACGGCAAAAUGGUUCUGGAACAAACACUUCAGCGCCGUGGCAGGCGACAUGAUCGCUUUCGAACACAUUCCUCCAAUAGUCAACGGCAAAGAAGGUGACGUUUCCGAAUUAGUUUUGCAUCAAUAUUUUUUGGGAUUGUUUGGGAUGUCGAUUGGGGAACUUUGGGAUUUGAAAGCGCUGUCGGAGACGGCGGAGAGGUUGGGUCGGUAUUCGUUUUUGUUGACGAGUGUGCCGUUGAAUGUUCCGGGGGGCAUUGGCAGUCCGCCGAAUGCUUUGGCGAUUUUUUAGUACUAGCAGCAGGAUACAUACUCUGGACGUAUGGAUGGAUGAUUUUGGCAUGUG
Messenger RNA from Pseudocercospora fijiensis CIRAD86, 1118 nucleotides. RefSeq lists its product as uncharacterized. Gene Ontology annotation, molecular function: arylformamidase activity. The record is from RefSeq and is a predicted model, not a curated record. The transcript has 2 exons. NCBI's taxonomy places the organism in Eukaryota, Fungi, Ascomycota, Dothideomycetes, Mycosphaerellales, Mycosphaerellaceae. The coding region runs from base 48 to 1064 and encodes 338 amino acids.